Haliotis rufescens (red abalone) is the source of this 690-nucleotide messenger RNA. RefSeq names its product limbic system-associated membrane protein-like. The coding region runs from base 1 to 690 and encodes 229 amino acids. NCBI's taxonomy places the organism in Eukaryota, Metazoa, Mollusca, Gastropoda, Lepetellida, Haliotidae. The transcript has 6 exons. Gene Ontology annotation, biological process: cell-cell adhesion. Gene Ontology annotation, molecular function: cell adhesion molecule binding. The record is from RefSeq and is a predicted model, not a curated record. Gene Ontology annotation, cellular component: cell-cell junction.
AUGGUUCAAGACCCGCCUAAAUCAUUCAUGACAUCUGACGUCAAGAUUGUAGAAUAUUCAUCCGUGAACAUAACGUUGGUUAACCUGCCAAACCCUCUCCCGUACCUAACAACAUGGCGUAAGACCGGAACGAGGCUGACUUGGCAUCAAACCGAGGCAUACCGGAACUACAGAAACAUCAGUCGUUUGGACGGUGGCGAAUUCCUUGUGAACAUCACCAAUAGGAUGGUUGUGUCAAAUGGGACAAUCAGGGAGGCCUGGGGCCAGGAACUGCUGCACAUUGACGUCCUCUAUAAACCAACUGUGUCCUGUCCUCGAGAAUAUGUGGUGGUCAAGGGGGGAAACAUCAACAUCACAUGCAGCAUCGACUCCAACCCUGCCCCCGACAUCUAUAUCUGGACAAACUCAAGAGCGGAAACUGUGCAGCAAGGGACACAACCCACCCUGACACUGACAGCUGUUGGACCUGCCACCACCGGGCGGUAUAAGUGUAAAUCCAUUAACAGGAUGGAAAGUACAACCGGGGCAAUGGAGUCAGGACUUGGAUUUGGAGAUGUUCUUGUCACCAUUGGAGAGAAGAAGGGGGAUGUCAAAAACAGGGACGAGGUGACAGAGAGGGACGAACGUGUUGAGUACAGUACUGAAUCGGACUACACAUCUCUGGAUCCGCCUGAAGCAGAAAAGAAUUGA